AAAUAUUGCCUCUCGCGCAGGCGCCAAGUUUUGUAAACAUUGCCGCCCAACCCAAAAUGCACAACAGCAGACCCCAAAAAACGCCAAUGAACGCAAAUCGGCACAAGGACGUGCCAGUCAGCCAGGAAAAUCAAUAACAACACAGCCGCGAAGCGACAAGGCCGGAAGUGCAUUUUUUGCAUUACUGGGCGUUAAGUAACGUCACAGAGGAUGAAAAAUGAGUGUUUUUUAGAGGAAAGUGAUGAGUUGUUUGUGCCAAGACUUUUAAAGAAAACCCGGAAAAUGGUGGGCAAAGGGUCAAGUUUGGUAGUCGAUACCAGCACGGGCAGCAAGGAACGCCCUGUUUUUAUUCCGCCCCGGAAACGUCAACAAACCAAGUCGGAGGCCAAGAAGCAAAACUAUGUGGACCACAUCGUCAGUGUGCAGCAAAAUCGUCCCAAGCUGUCGCCGAAUCCGGGUCUCGAGGAGGAGCUCCGCAAGUCCAAGUUGAUUAUCAAAAACAAGCAACCGCUUCCACAGCUCCCUGGAGAGCUAGGAGUUCCCAGUGCCCAUGACACACUGGCCAGCACCCACUCGGCCAGUUCGACGCAGCACAGCCAGAAGUCGGGCCGAUCAAAUGGCAAUCUCAACGAGUUGCAGAACUUUGAGUCCAUAUCGCAGGGCACCAAAUCCACUUCACAACGGCACGAGAGCAGCACGGUGACGCCCAGCAGCUGUUGCUAUUCGGAGAGCAGUCUAGACGCCAAGUUGAGCAAGUCGCAGGACUGCCUGAGCAACCGGUCGUCCUCCAAGAAGCGGGUCAACAUCCGGACGACCGAUCUGCCCGGUCAGGGUCGCAAUCAGCGCACCUCGCCGGAGAUAACCAACUACGAGGACCUCGAGUCGGGGGAGACGAGUGUCCUGAACAACUAUGACCAGAGUCUGGAGCGGGGAUAUCAGGCUCGCAAAGAGGGCGGCAACUACCUGACCAUGACGGGCACCAUCAAGCGUGGCCGCAAGAAGGGCCAGUCCGUGGACCUCCAGAUCAACAUCAGCCGCGAGGAGCUGGAGCAGCUGAAUGCCCAUGCAAUGGCCAGCGAUUCCCAGAAGGGCGGCAACCUGUGCUGCACCUGCAGCUGUGGCACCGGCCUCCACAUUCUGCUCAUCUCGCUUUGCCUGCCGUUCGUCACCGUCAUCUCGGCGGUGUACUCCUUCUACAUUGGCACGCUCACCUGGUACAACAUGUUCAACUAUUAUUGCGAGGAGAGGACGUACCUGCACAAGAUCCUGGUGACACCGCUGCUGUUCGUGGCCUAUCCCCUUGCCAUUCUGCUGUGCACCUUUGGACUGGGCCUCUACUCGGGAGUGCGGCAACUGAGUCUGCAGUACAGCAGCUGGGUGAACGACAUCACGGACAUCGAGAAGGGAUUCUACGGCUGGCUUUGUGGAUUCCUGCGGAUGCCCGACUGCAGUCCCUACGAGGUGGUUAUCCUCACCGAUAUCUGUGUGGCGCCGCAGGACCCCCAGCGGCUGCACAUCAACAAGCCGCGCCAGGAACUUUCCAUGUAGGAUGGGGAUGGGAUGUCCAGGGCCCAAUUUCGUUUCGACCAUAAGUGUGAUAUAAAAAAAAACGUAAUUACAUUCGCAGUGAAGCAGCAGCAGAAGUAAGAUCGACACAUUAAGUUUCCUUUGGCCAAAUUUGUUCCUUUUACAUUGACAUAAUCGUAUGUCUGCAAUUGCAGCUUUAGAGAACGGAAAUACACUAUAUAGAUAUCGAAGACACAACAUAAUCCAAACCCUAGAGAGCCUAGCAUUAAGUUACUAAAGAUCUAACACUCGCACAGCGUCUAAAUACACAAGGAAAACUUCUUGGGAGUUCGGAGGCCCGAAACUAAUAUAACCUUGCAAAUGUCAGUUAACAAAUUGCUCAAUAAUUGUAGAAAAUUAAUUUUUUGUCUGAACACUACUUUGGGGUAAUUCCCAUUACGAACCAAACUAUGUAAUCUCGCAAUUUUAGAAGCAAUUUAUUUGCUAUCUCUGAGUUGACAAAUUGUUUACACCUUAUAAAGUUCCAUUCAUCAAAUUUAAUUGAUGACAUUUUGCAGGGUUAUUAUAUAAAAUAGUUAACUGUUGUAGUUGGGCACUAGCCUGCAACUUGAAACUUUGCUUUCCUUUCUAACUCAAAGCCAAAUUUUGAAACCGUAUAUGAAACAUAUAGCAUUUACAGAUUAUGCAUUUAUCUUCAAAGUGAACUAAAACCAAAUAAAGCAGCCAACUUAAUGCGGCAGUUGACGUGAUGGAAACUUUUUUCUUAGUUUUAAGCAAACAUUUUUUAUUUUCUACGUCAAUAAAAACCGCAGCAAAGCACACCUACGUAUAUACACAUACCUAUAUAAGCCAAACGUUUUUAAAAAUAGAAAUUCUAUAUGUUAAGAACCCGAAUAUCAAACACUUAUUGAAAUGAAUAUAUUAGCCAGAGAAAUAAAGCCAAUAAAACUAUAUAGCAAACAAAACAAACCUGAUAUUCUUAUUGCGUUCUCAAAUGCGAACUGCUACCUAUUAUUUAAUUUGCAUAAAUAUUUCUUUUUCAAUUAACUUGAGCAGCGCAAACUUAUAAAUCAAGUGAUAACGUAACGGUUUUGGGCACAUGUAUGUGUACACUUGUAAAA
Molecule: messenger RNA, 2648 nt
Organism: Drosophila suzukii
Lineage: Eukaryota; Metazoa; Arthropoda; Insecta; Diptera; Drosophilidae
Source: RefSeq, a predicted model, not a curated record